Messenger RNA from Pseudocercospora fijiensis CIRAD86, 701 nucleotides. RefSeq lists its product as uncharacterized. The transcript is spliced from 3 exons. Lineage: Eukaryota; Fungi; Ascomycota; Dothideomycetes; Mycosphaerellales; Mycosphaerellaceae. The coding region runs from base 203 to 463 and encodes 86 amino acids. The record is from RefSeq and is a predicted model, not a curated record.
CGGGAACCAACAUUCACUUGCACCUUCUUCAAAACCGGGGGUUGCUUGCUCUCGAAAGAAGUCAUAGCUCUACGCGGGGUCUUCUGGUUUGCUCAGGAACGGACCACUUCACCGCUGCUGUCAUAUAAAACGACAGCAGUUUCCCCUACUUCAAGGUUCUCCAUAACCGCAACAUUCAAACACACAAACAGUUCCAUCCAUCAUGCCAAGCAACAAUACCAACUCAUGCAGCUCCGGUGGCUCCGGUAGCACUCAAGGCGGAAACUACUCGGUCUCCUCCAGCGGCACCAACUCGUCUGGCAACCACUACUGCUCGCGCGACUACGGCUCAUCCGCCUCGAACUCCAACAGCUACCACUACAGCAACUCCAACGGUAGCUACUACUACUCCAACCCGAACGGCUCGACUUAUUACAACAGCGGUAGCGGCUCCAGCAACUACACUCCGGCCAGUAAGAAGUAAAGCGCGGAAGGCCUUAAGUAACCACACCUGAUCACCGGAGAGGUCGAGAGGCUUGGAGCUGAACACGAACGAAUGGACGGGCGACCUGGCGUCGCAGUUCUUUGCACAUGGAAGGCACUCGAUCCUUGCGACGUCUAUGGUUGAUGGGCAGGUAAAUUGAUACUAGCUUUCUCCCCCAAGAUAGUCCCAUGCAGUCAAGGUGUGUACCUUGACAGUAUCGAGGAACUCUUCAAUUUUC